Messenger RNA from Zingiber officinale, 822 nucleotides. Its product is annotated as chaperone protein dnaJ 20, chloroplastic-like. Lineage: Eukaryota; Viridiplantae; Streptophyta; Magnoliopsida; Zingiberales; Zingiberaceae. Bases 14 to 562 code for a protein of 182 amino acids. The transcript has a single exon. Gene Ontology annotation, cellular component: chloroplast. The record is from RefSeq and is a predicted model, not a curated record.
ACAGAGCUAAUUAAUGGCGAUCUUGGCCGUCCCUUCUCCUUCCCUCGCCUUCAGAUCCACCGUCUCCACUCCAAGAACUCCCCGGCAAGUAAGGAUCUCUGCCGCCGCCGCCGUCGCCGUCCCGACUGCCGUCGCGCGGACUAUGUACGACCUCCUCUCCGUGUCCCGAACCGCCGGCCCGGAGGAGAUCCGCGCCGCGUACCGCCGGCUCGCACUCCGGUGGCACCCAGACACGUGCCGAUCGCCGGCCGGCGAGGAGCGCCGCCGCCAGGCGGAGCGCUUCAUGGCGGCGCGAGAAGCCUGCGAGGUGCUUUCCGACCCCUCCCGCCGCCGCAGCUACGACCUCGCCAUCGCCGGCGACCGCUGGGCCGCCGCUGUCGACGCGGCGGCCGCCUUCCGGCCGGAGGGCCGCGCGCGGCGGCGCGGAGGGGCGGCGUCCGGUGGCAACUGGAAGACGCAGCUGGACGGGCUCGGGCGGCGGUCCGCCGUGGCGGAGGCUGGCGGCGAGGAAACGUGGGGUGCCCGCCUGCGCCGCACUCGCCGCGCCGACUCGGUGAGUUGAUGACUCGGACGGCGCUUGGAUCUGGCGAAUUUAGAAAUAGAUUUGGGUCUCCAAAUAUCUCGGAACACCGAAUCCAACAAUCCAUCGGAGAAUCUUUCAAAUUUUCCAUGGAUUAUGGACUCUUUUUUUUGUUGGUGUUUGUGUCACCAAACUAGAUCGCCGUUAACUCUUUUUAGAUUGUGAAUUAGUUAAAUUCUACUCCUCGAUGAGCAUAACUUUUGAGCUGUGCAAGAAAAAAAAAAGGAUUAUAAACUUUUAUA